Messenger RNA from Pedinophyceae sp. YPF-701, 1344 nucleotides. Lineage: Eukaryota; Viridiplantae; Chlorophyta; Pedinophyceae. The record is from the annotation of a GenBank genome assembly.
AUGGCGAGUCCGCGGCGGCAGCGCAAGUCGCCGGGGCUGACGUCGCGCUUCGUGGACGCCGGGUCCCGGGCAGCGAGGGAGGAGACCCUGCAUGCCGAGCGAUCCCUGGCCACGGGCAUCGCCGCGUGGGCCUCCGAGCCGUCGACGGGCUUCGUGAGGGGCACGACGGCGUUCAUCGGGUCGAACGUGUCGUCGCCGAUCAUCCGAGGGUCGGAGCCACGGCCACACGAGUGGGAGGGCGGGCCGUCCGCAGCGACCCUCGCGCGCAGCAGGCGCGCGGAGGACCGCGCGAGGGCGCACGGCGCGACGCUCGCGAACAGCACCAUGACGCUGAGGCCAGAUAACAGCAGUAUGUCGUCCGCGUCGAUCCUGCGGCUCGCCGGCAGCCAGCGCAGCCCCAAGAAGGCCAUCGUGAGGCACGAAAAGUACAGGCGCCCGGACGGUUUGAAGGGCGGGUGGCACCAGCCGCAGCGGCCGGUGGCGGUGACAGGGAGGCAGGCUGCUCACCUGGUGCAGCGGCGCAGCGUGCCGCAGUGGAUCGGUUCGGCGGGCGCGAUGAUCGGCGGCUCGGACGAUCCGCGAGAGGUGCCCUCGAUGGACGGGGAGCACGCGGGGCACAGCGCGGCGCCAACUCCCGACUAUCCGACGGCGUCCCAGACGCCCGAACUCGAGGCGAGCGUGUCCUUCGUGGACCUGAUUCGCCGGACGAACACCUCGCCCUCGCGGCCGACCCGCGCGCAGAUCACCCACGAGCGUCAGGGCUCGCGAGGAGAGAUCGCCGCCGGAUCGGGCUGGGCAGGGAUCAACAAGCGCGUCAAUCUCGGCGGGACCAUGGGCGAUCUGUCGCACUGCCAUUCCGCGUACGGGGGCAACCUCCACCACACAUCGGCGCCCCUGGGCAAACAGCCGUUCACCGUGGACGAGACACCAUACGGAGAGGACCAGUACUGGGCCAGUCAGCGGGUUACUGGGAGGUGCACGAACAUCGCUGGCAACAGGAACCGCGUGGAGAAUUUCGCGGCCACGCAGAACGAGCACUUCAUUGCGGCCAGGGACUCUCACCUGCCACGACUGAAGCACGACAACGAGCGCUUCAACCGUGCGCUCGAGUCCGAGGAUGUCUCGCACGGUACGUACGCGGGGCGCUUUCACGCUGGGUUCCGGUACGAUCCCGUGUACUUCGGCACGAUAGGGAAGGGCGGGGUGAAGGAGCGGUCCAGGGUGCAACAACCCAGGCCGUAUGGCACAGACAGCUCGCUGGUCAUGAACGUGACCGCACCGGAGCCCGAAUUCACUCCGUACACGACCAGCAGCCGCAUGGCCGCCCUGCUGGCGCACAAGUGA